Ricinus communis (castor bean) is the source of this 957-nucleotide messenger RNA. RefSeq lists its product as uncharacterized. Bases 256 to 747 code for a protein of 163 amino acids. The record is from RefSeq and is a predicted model, not a curated record. The transcript is spliced from 5 exons. Gene Ontology annotation, cellular component: chloroplast thylakoid membrane; chloroplast inner membrane. NCBI's taxonomy places the organism in Eukaryota, Viridiplantae, Streptophyta, Magnoliopsida, Malpighiales, Euphorbiaceae.
UUCUAAAUUUAAAUUGUGGGCUGUAUGAUCUGUGAAAAACUUGGGCAUUGGGCUACCUACAGUACAGAGCCAUUCUGUAAGAUCUAUUCAAAAAUGAGCAGAAGUCUCAGUCCAUUUAGUUAUUGGUAUCAUCGAAUAGAGCAGAUAUUUAACACAGCAAUCAACGCCGGAGCAAUUUUUGGUCUGAGGAACUGCUCGGAGUGACCCAUUUCUCCUCUCCAUCUCAUAUCAUUCAGCUACACUGGAAGCCCACAGAUGACUUCUCUUUCAAGUCCCUUCCUUCCAUUCACAACUCCUCAAACGUCUGGUUCUUCUUUGAAGCCAUCUAAUCCGAGUAUUUCAUCCAUUAGCCCCUGUAAUCUCUCCAGUAAAUCAAAGCGGCUACCUUCCAUUCAAGCAAGGUACAAUGUCAGUGUCUCAGUUAGUGGCGAAAGGGACUUAUCAAGUAGUGCAGGUAUCUUUAUCGGUGGCUUUGUAUUGGGAGGAAUAGCGGUUGGAACAUUAGGCUGCAUCUAUGCUCCACAGAUCAGCAAGGCGCUAGCUGGAGCUGAUAGAAAAGAUUUGAUGAGGAAGCUGCCAAAGUUCAUAUAUGAUGAGGAAAAAGCUUUGGAGAAGACUCGGAAAAUUCUGACUGAGAAGAUUGCACAGUUGAAUUCUGCAAUAGAUGAGGUUUCUACUCAGCUGCAUCCAGAUGAUACUCCAAAUGGAAGUACAGUGAAUUCAGAUGAGAUCGAAGCCUCUACAUGAGAAAAUGUUUAUCAAAAGUUUCAGACACAAAUUUUCUUUUAUCUGUGCUUGGAAUUAGAAAUAUGGUAUAUCUCAAAAAUGUUAGUUUCACUUCCAAUUGUAGUUUUAUUUUUUGCCUCUUUCUUGUUCUUUUUUGAGGGCGAUUAAUGAUCAGAAUAAUAUUAAUGUUGUUAUACUGUUCUGCUUUCAACAUGUAGUAUUUUCUUUUUA